UUUCCACUUUUCUACGAAAUGGAGCGUCGUUUAUAUCGACCUCUACAGCCCCAUGAUGGCCGACUUCCUACAGUGUUUGAACCGGUAGAACCAACGCGUAAGCGUAUCUCCACUGCGUGUGGUUCGUGUCGUGAGAGGAAAAGUAAAUGUAAUGGCGCAACGCCCGCCUGCUCGAGUUGUGUCGUUCGAGGGUCCCAGUGCAUAUACACUGUGAAAGAGAAGGCGGGGCUCCAAAUACACGCGCUCAAACACGAAAACAAGGGCCUGAAAGAGCGUAACACAGCCACCGAGGAGUUGCUCGACCACCUACGGCUGCUGCCAGAGAACAACGCUCUUGAACUGCUGAGGGAGAUUAGGAUGAAUCCUAAAGGAACUCCGCUUUCGUUACUCAAUUCACUUCGAGGCGAUCCCCAGUUGAGACUGCCUAGUGCGAAUCAUGCUGCACUCGGUCUGCUACCGCGAAUUCAAUCGGGCGCCGAACUAGCCUUCAUAGAUCUACAAGGCAAGUUGACGGACGAAACACAACCUUUACUGGAGCCACUUCCAAUGGCUCAGGAUCAAAACAUGGGGCUAGAGACCCUUGAUAUUAGCUUCUGGACUGCAGUGCCGGUUACAAAUGAGUUUGCUAGAGUUGAUCAUCCAACAAUAGGCGUUUUUGACUCGCAGCUUUUCAUUGCCGAUCUACUGAGCUUCAAUUUUGACUUCUGCUCCCCGUUCCUAGUGAGCUCUUUGCUCGCAUAUGCAUCGCAAGGAUACUCUACCCAAGAUGCGACAUCAUCCGCGCGAGGCUUUGAAUUUGAAGAAGAAGCAGAACGAUUGUUUGAGGCAGAACGAACAGAUUCUCCAACAGCCCUGUCUGGUUUAGCCUUGCUUUCAUAUUCCCACGGCGCACACGGACGAUAUUCCGACGGUUCGAGAAAGUACGCCGAGAAUGCCUUUCAGAUGGGGAAGCGAAUGAAGCUUUUUGGCGUUCCGGAUCGAUUUGGCUCCCCCGAACUCCGAUUACUCCCAACGCCCCAUCAGCGUGCUUUGGUAUCUUCAGCAUGGGGAGGUUUCAACACAAUUAUGUUACUCAGUUUAUUUCAUAUACUACCACCUACGCCGUACCCUCCAGCUUUACCUUAUCCGGGGUACUCUGGAGCGAGGGAAAGCAAUAAUGAAAGCAUUGAGCAGAGCGGAGGUUGCAACUUCUCUACUCGCUAUGCUAGCGAAACCAUGUCAUCUGCGCUCUGUAGCCUCUGGGCGGUCCUUUCUGACAUUCUCUGCUUCUACCGGAACCCUGAACGGCCAGGGACGCCGAAUUUGGCCUUCGCAUUCUCAAAGUACAACAUGCUGUUGGCUUUGGCUGGACAACUGCCCGCGCAAUUGAUUCGCCAAGAGCAUACUUCCCUAUCUGUGCUUUUCUUCCACAUAGUAUUUCAUACCGCCGUGCUAGAGGUAUUUCGCCCGUUUCUGCCCCCCGGUAAAAGAAUUCGAAUAGCAGAGUAUCUAGAAACAUCUACUGCGUCACCCGAGACCAUUUUCGCAGCCUCUGCACAGCAGCUAAAAAGCCUCACCGCCAACUGUAUCGAGCAACAGCACGGAACGGCAACCAUCUUUUGGGCGGGUAUUGGUCUUAUGCAAGUCGCAAACGCCGUGCUUCGAGAUGUUGCGAGCUCCGACUGGCGGCACUCCUUCCUCUUCUGCAUCCGCAGCUUUAAGCUGCUCUUCCCUGCUUUCGCAGUAUGCAAGGGCAUUGUGCGGGGACUCUUAGCAAUGGCUGUUUUCGAGAGCACAUCAAUGUCAUCUUCCGAGGCUUUAUCUAUAAUGGAGGAGUUUCAAGCUGGGGAGACCUUCCAUGACGACAUCGCCCACCCAACAGGAGGUUUUGUAGUCGAUUUCGAUAUGGCUGUGCAGAGCAGACAAGAUGCAGAUGUUAAUGUCUGGCUCGAUAAAUUCGAGGACAUGAGCAUAUUCUCAGACUUUACCCAAGAGGUGCUAUGA
Periconia digitata is the source of this 1983-nucleotide messenger RNA. The record is from the annotation of a GenBank genome assembly. NCBI's taxonomy places the organism in Eukaryota, Fungi, Ascomycota, Dothideomycetes, Pleosporales, Periconiaceae.